UUGCGGGUAACUACGGUACAAGUUUCGGAUGUUGCCAGCUGAGACAGCCCUGAUACCGCGCUAUGUAUUUUAUUUUAAUCUUGCCGCAAAAAAUACGUCCCCAAAAAUACAAAGUCCUUCCUCACUCUUCUUCCCCGCAAGAGAUACAACAUUUGAACGUUAUAGUUGCCAUUAUAUUUCGAAAAUAUUUCCAUAGUCAUGUCCGUUUCCGCGUCUGAAGCAGACAUAGUCUUCAAUAGAGCAAAUGUAGCCCUAGCACGUAGCCAGCGUCUCGUCGCAUCAUGGCUACCCCCCAAAACCGCCGAAGAGAUUGCCAACACAAAAACCGAGGAGGAACUCCAGCGGGAAGAGGAUGAGAUAUUCACCCCCGUUCCAGAUAAACUAGGACUUGGCGCCCCCCUCCCCAAAAGCCAGCAAGACGGUAGCUCCAACCGCACCGAGCUCAGCUCUAACGAGAAACUCCGCAAACAGCUCCUGGGCAAGAAUUACAAGAAAUUUACCCCAAGCGUGCCGGUGACCGGUUCUCGACCGCUGCCGGAUACGAAGCUGAAACACCAUCAACGACACCAACGUGCAAAACCCCAACCGGAAAGCGAUGACGAUGACGAGGAUGAAGGACGGUCUUCGCUGGGUAGGAAUAAGAGGAAGAGGGUGAGGACAGGGGUUGAGGGGGGUGAUGAAGUCACUACAACUACAGCUACAAAGCCCGCAGCUGGCAACCAUAAUGACAACGGCGACGACAAUCAAUCGGACGAUGGAAGUGCACAGCGCAGCACGCAGCGGAAGAAACCUGUUAGUUACCUCGAUGAGCUAUUAGCGGAGCGAUCGAAGAGGAGGAAGAAGAAGAAGAAUAAAGAAUAAGAAGCAGUCGUACUAGCAGGAGUGCUACAAGCUUCCAUCCAGCUAUAAGCUCCGCGAAACGAGACGAGACGAAAAAGGGAAAAAGGUGCAUGUACAUGCAUGGAUAUAUCCCGUUUCAGCUUCUUUAUUUCGCGGCUUAAUGUUUUGGAAAGAAUCGGAUCUUUCCCCAACGCAUAUCGAAGAAUAGCCGGUUUUACCCAGUACCCAGUACCCCUUAAGGACGCAGUACCCAAGGUCCCAGCCGCCCCUAUGUCAAUCAGUCGUCGAAGGGCCUAUUGGAAAAGGACCGGGGAUCCAAAAAUCAAAAAUCCGAAACCAAGGGGAAAGAACAACCAAAACAGUAUCUACUUGGUGACGCCCAUCCACCUCCCUCGGCCAGAACUGGAGCAGGGCCAGUGGUAGACCCAAAGCACCCAGCGGAAGACGAGAGGAAGAGGAAGAGGACCAGUGUACAUGGGGGAGACACGAAAAGGCGAACCAUAUCGUUUUCAUGGACGGGCGGACGGUCGGACGGUCGGUCGUCUGAUAUCGCCAGCGGGGCAUGCGCGUUCAGUUGCUGCUAGGCAUGUAUAUAUGUAUAUAGAGAGAGGAUUGGCCCAUGUCACGCGCAGUAGUCAGAUGAAUUGACUGUAAAUAAAUGAAAGUUGAAAUAAAAUAUAAAAAAUAAUUAAAUAAAUAAAUACAUGGGUUAAAAAUAUGUCUCUCCAUACAUCGUGCUCCCCAGAUACCUAGGUACAUGUGCAUGUACAUUACAUAUCAG
This is a messenger RNA of Blastomyces gilchristii SLH14081, 1621 nucleotides long. RefSeq lists its product as uncharacterized. The record is from RefSeq and is a predicted model, not a curated record. Bases 199 to 861 code for a protein of 220 amino acids. The transcript has 2 exons. NCBI's taxonomy places the organism in Eukaryota, Fungi, Ascomycota, Eurotiomycetes, Onygenales, Ajellomycetaceae.